AUGUGUUGGUUAACACUUACCCUUAUACCUGUAUUGAUUCUGGCCACCAAUGACAUCCGUUUUCGGAUAAUUCGCAAUGAUAUGCCCAAUUUAGUCAGACAGUUUAUCAUCGUAGUGGCGGUUUCUUUUGUUAUUUUGAAGCUCAUUUUGACGGUAGUCCGAAGUAAUGAAAUGAAAGCAAUAUUUGACGGAAUAAACGAGGACUACGAAAAUUAUAACGAUUUACCAGACGAGCACCAGCAAAUUGUCGAGGGUACAAUCAAGAAGACGAAAAUCCUCGAAAAAAUAUGGAUUAUUAUUAUGGGGACCACAGCAUUGUCCUAUCCGGUGCUAGCCAGUGUUUGUACGAUCUAUUCCGCACUUUUCUCUGAAAAUCCUAGACGUUUUAUGGUGCAUGAGAUAAAGAUAAUAUUUUUGACGGAGGAUCAGAAAUAUGACAGCCCCUUUUUUGAAAUGAUAGCUGCCUACAGUAUUUUCGUAGUAUGGGUUAUUUUCAUUGGAUUUACUGGUUACGACGGCAUGUUCACUGUGUGUAUUCAACAUGUAUCUUUGAAGAUAAAAUUACUAAGCUUUAAUUUGAAGUAUUUAUUCAUUGAUACAAAUGACGUGAUCAAGAUAAAGAGAAACAUUACCGAAUUCGUUGAAGGGCAUUGCGAAAUUAUCAGAUUGGUAGGUGAGAUUCAGAAGUGUUACGAAGUGUGGUUGGCUGGAAUGUUCUUUUUGUCGGUGGUGCAGAUCGGGAUGGCACUGAGUCAGGUCACGGCGGAUGCUGAGAGUGAUAUAAACGGUAUGUACUACCUGUUCGUGGCAUGUACCAUCGUUUACAUAUACUUGCCCUGCUACCUCGCAUCUGACGUCACUUACAAUGCUGCAGAAGUAGCAAAUUACGCCUACGGUUCUUCAUGGGAGACGAUCACCGACUCCGGAUUACGUAAAUCUAUCUGCAUCAUCAUAGCUCGAGCCCAGAUUCCAAUCCACUUCAAAGCUCUAGGCAUGCUAACAUUCAAUAUGGAGAUGUUCGUCUCGAUUCUUCAAACAGCGUAUUCCAUGUACACAUUGCUGCGGACUUGAGUAAAUAAAUAGAAGAGUAGCAGUCAAUAAUUCAUAUUAAACAAUAGAUAAUAGAUUUUAGGAUAUUUUAUUUCCUUUUUUUAUAAUAUUGACAAAAUCACAAUGACAAAAUCAAAGUAUUUUAGAUGAUCGUAGGCAUUAGGUGACGAUAAAGUUGUCAAUUUGUCUCAAAAGUAAAAAAGAAUAGUUUUAAGGUAAUUUAUACAAAGGAUUUAGCAGUUAUUCUGAGAUACCGUCAUCUAACAGGCUGUUUGGGCUCUUCUCACAAAUGAAUGGAGCUAAUCGGUCGCACCAGAAAUCGUUCAGUUUAGUGGUAUUAAACAUAGAUCCGCAGUGCUGACCAGGUUCAACAUUAUUAGGUUGUUUUGAAGACCAUUUUGCGUAGCCUGCUUCCUCGAUCUUCAACCCUGGUAUGAACAAAAUGUUAGAUUACAAUAAAAUGAUUAAUG
Melitaea cinxia (Glanville fritillary) is the source of this 1520-nucleotide messenger RNA. Its product is annotated as odorant receptor 4-like. Gene Ontology annotation, cellular component: plasma membrane. Gene Ontology annotation, biological process: detection of chemical stimulus involved in sensory perception of smell; sensory perception of smell. NCBI's taxonomy places the organism in Eukaryota, Metazoa, Arthropoda, Insecta, Lepidoptera, Nymphalidae. The transcript has 8 exons. The coding region runs from base 1 to 1071 and encodes 356 amino acids. Gene Ontology annotation, molecular function: olfactory receptor activity; odorant binding. The record is from RefSeq and is a predicted model, not a curated record.